This is a messenger RNA of Funneliformis caledonium, 519 nucleotides long. The record is from the annotation of a GenBank genome assembly. NCBI's taxonomy places the organism in Eukaryota, Fungi, Glomeromycota, Glomeromycetes, Glomerales, Glomeraceae.
AUGGAUGACUAUAAAAUCAAUGACACUUUAAAAGAAUUGAAGUCUAAAAAUUCAAAACUUAAGAAACCUUUAGAAAAUAGGCAUGAAGAACAAGAAUAUAUUUUUGAAAACAUGACUAAAGGCUUUGAAAACGAAGAUAUUGAAGGAUGUAAAUCUAACCUUGAACAACUCAAAGAUAACUCAAAGCAUAUACGUGAAAUGAUGAAACAACAAAAUGAAUACAUCCAGACGUCGAUUACUAUCGCAGAAAAAACACUAAAUAUAUUAAACGAAGCAAAAACUUUAAGUUGUUUAAUGGAUUAUAUCACUGAUUUUAUAGAUAUUAUAGUAGAUGAAUUAACCCAGGAAUUGAAAUAUGAUAUAACGAUUGAAGAAUUUGAGUUGUUAAUGAGAUUUAAAAGGAAAAGUAACGUCGAAUUUCAUAAUGAUGAUGAUGCAAAAAAACUUCCCGAAUCAAUUCCAGAAAUUUCGAAAGAAUUCAAGGUUCCGUUAAUUAAAGUUCUUAAUGCUCUAGAAUAG